Molecule: messenger RNA, 690 nt
Organism: Blumeria graminis f. sp. triticale
Lineage: Eukaryota; Fungi; Ascomycota; Leotiomycetes; Helotiales; Erysiphaceae
Source: the annotation of a GenBank genome assembly
AUGGAGUUCGGAAACACGGGAACUUUAAACGAAGAUGGCAUACACGUAGAUAUGGAACGCCUAAAAAAGGGUGAAGUGAAGUUGACAAAACCUAGAAUGGCAGUAAAUUUUAAAGAUGGAGUCAUAUUAGGCGCGGAUAGCAGGACCACUACUGGAUCAUACAUCGCAAAUCGUGUUACCGACAAGCUCACGCAGGUACAUGACACCAUUUGGUGCUGUAGGUCCGGUUCAGCUGCAGACACUCAAGCGCUUGCAGAUAUUGUGCAUUAUCAACUUGGAAUGUAUAGCGUCCAGAAUGGCCGACAGCCAACAACCCAAACAGCAGCUGCCAUGUUUCAAGAACUUUGCUACCAAAAUAAAGACCAAUUAAGUGCUGGCUUGAUCAUUGCUGGUUGGGAUGAGCGACACGGCGGUCAGGUAUACUCUAUACCUCUUGGUGGAUCUUUACACAAACAACCAUACGCAAUCGGUGGCUCGGGCUCAACUUACAUCUAUGGAUUCUGUGAUUCAAAUUGGAGAGAAGGUAUGGACGAAAAAGCUGCUGUAAAUUUUGUCAAAGCCGCUCUGCAGGAGGCUAUUAAAUGGGACGGGAGUUCCGGUGGCGUGAUUCGGAUGGUGGUUCUCACGGCAAAAGGAGCAGAUAGGCAUCUAUAUCUGCCAGAUACAGACUAUUCAGUUCGUCAUUUGUAA